AUGAUAGUAAAACAACUUAUUGUUAUUACACAACUUAUCAGAAAACUAUGUCAACAUGACUUGGACUUAAAAAUUUCGCCAAUAUAUAUNUAUCACCCAGCUGCGAACGGCCUGCUCGAGCGCUGGCACAGGUCACUGAAGACGGCCCUACGCUGCCAGGAAUCAGCUGACUGGCUCGACAAGCUGCCCAUGGUACUGCUUGGCCUACGCUCGGCCUACAAAGAGGACCUUAAAGCCUCGCCUGCGGAGUUCCUCUACGGCACCACUCUGCGACUACCGGGAGAGUUCCUGGAGGACCGCGAUCCACCGUCAGACAGGUCCAGCUUUCUUCAGCCCUUCAGCAGACACAUGCAGCAGCUCCGACCCAUCCCAGCCUCGCACCACUGCUCCAACAGCUCCUUCAUUUACAAGGACCUCUACACGUCGUCGCACGUCUUCCUCCGAAACCACGCGACCAAACACUCGCUGUACCAGCCUUACACAGGGCCACACCUGGUGCUCGAGAGGAUCGACGACCGUGUAUUCAAAAUCGACGUCAACGGGCGCAUCGUCAACGUAAGCGUCGAGAACCUGAAGCCGGCCUUCGUGCUGCGCGAGGCGGAACAGCCCGCGCCUCCGGCAGGCAACGCCGUCCGAAAUCUGCAAGGCAUCACUUUCACGGCAGACAAGCUCCUGCCAUAA
Molecule: messenger RNA, 681 nt
Organism: Copidosoma floridanum
Lineage: Eukaryota; Metazoa; Arthropoda; Insecta; Hymenoptera; Encyrtidae
Source: RefSeq, a predicted model, not a curated record